AGCUGUGCGCUCAAUCACAAAGGAAAAAGUGAAAAUUUGGAAACAAAAAUUCUCUUCUCCAACGAUUUAAUUAAAUUUCAUUGCGGAAUUCUUUUCAUUUAAAAUAAGUUUUAAAUUAUAUAUUCACAAAAUUAAAUAUCCAUUUAUUGAAUUGCAAACAAAAAAUUUGGUUUUCUUUGUCAAAUGGAACCAACAAUCAUUAAUUAUUAUGGUAAACAGACAAGCAGGUGCGGCUAUUGCAAGAACGUCGAAUGUAGUAAUUCUCAUGGCAUGCAUGCUUACAACUUAGCGCCACAGGACUAUCAAGACCUAAUCGAUCGGGGAUGGAGACGAUCUGGACAUUAUUGCUAUAAACCAAAUAAUAAAAACACAUGCUGUCCAUGUUAUGCUAUACGAUGUGAUACAAAUGAGUUUAAACUUUCAAAGUCCCAUAAGAAAAUUCUUAAACGCAUGAACAACUUUCUACGUGAUGGCAAGAAGAAUAAAAGUGAAGAAUCUACAAAAUCUGACACAUCAGCUACAACCAGUCAGAUGAGUGCUGAAAAAGCUCAAACAAAUGAAGGAGACGAGAAUGCCAUGGGUUCGGGUUCUAUUCGGGAAGAACCCCAAGCUCCGAACAUCCCAAUAAGGGAAAUUAAUAUGGAAGCCGUGGCCAAGGCGAAUCCACAAAAAACAUUUUCAAUUCCAGAAAAGAAAGAAUCUUCAGAAGUAUCGGUUGUUGGAACAUCCGCAAACUUAAGUUCAUUAGAUGGAUCCAUAAAAUCUUUCGAUGAGUCAAAACCACCGUGUAAAAAAGCUAAACAAAUGCGUAAAGAACGCAAAGAGGCCAAAAUAAAGGCCAAAGCAGAAAAAGACUCAGCGGAACAACCACAAAUGAAAUCAAGUUCUAUACAGAAUCGAGAAAAAACUCUUAAAGAUUUCGUUAAUUCUGCUUCACCAAACGAUUGCCACAAACUGAAGUUAAAAUUGGUAAACGUAUCAAGUAAACAAUUUCCUGCAACUCUGAAGGAUUCAUAUGGAUUGUAUGAACGCUAUCAAAGAACAAUUCAUAAUGACCCGCCCGAAGGUUUGAUGGAAUAUUUAGGAUUUUUACAAAGGUCACCGCUACAGCAUACAAAAUUACCAGGUGGACCUUCAUGUGGAUAUGGCUCGUUUCAUCAGCAAUAUUGGUUAGAUGACAAAUUAAUAGCUGUAGGAGUAAUUGAUAUCUUGCCCCUGUGCGUUAGUUCUGUGUAUUUCUUCUAUGAUCCUGACUACAGCUUUUUGUCCUUGGGUACUUACGGAUCUCUGAGGGAAAUCGAAUUUGUCCAACAGUUAGUAGAGACAGUGCCAUCGCUCAAAUAUUACUACAUGGGGUAUUACAUACAUUCUUGCCCAAAAAUGAGAUACAAAGGCAAAUUAGUUCCGUCUUACUUGCUUUGUCCUGAAACGUACACUUGGAAUCUUUUGACUAACGAAAUGCGACAGCAACUUGACAUUCAAAAAUACCUACGAUUAAAUGGUGACCCAGAGGCAAAUGACGUAGAUGAUUUCUUAGAGACUCACCUAGAUCUUGUUAUGUUGUUGGUUGAAAACAAUACUUGCGUCACUUAUCGCGAGUACAUACAGUCUUUUAAUAUUGAGACGUUAGACACUAUGUUGGACAUGAUAAGGAGUAGAUUGUAUAAAGAGAUAACUGGCGAAGAUGAUGACCGCGAAUCAAUUUUAGAAUAUGGAAAAUUAGUUGGUAGGACAUGUGCCCAUCGCAUGCUUUAUGUUAAGGUUUAAAAACACAUCUUAUUUUACGCAAAGAGAGACAGUGUUCAGUUUUCAAAUAUUUAAUGUUUUUUUUUUCAAUAUUAUUAAAUUAAAAAAUAUAUAUUCUCUUAAAUGUAACUUGUUAAAAAAAGCUACACAGUAGUGAUAAAUAGAAAAAAAAGUGAAUGAAAUUUUUGUUGUCUGAGAUAAUAUUUUAAACUUAAAUUUAAAAUUAAAUUAACCGUUCAUAUACAAAUCAUAUUUAUAUUGGACCUUAUAAUAAUACAGUAGAAAAUGUGUCAUUCUUUAAGCGUAAUGCAAUUAGUUUUUAUGCAAAUAAAGUUAAAUAAAAUAAUUAUACACAAGACAAGACAAAAUAAGUCAAGUAGUAUAUCUAUGAGUUGACUCAAGAUGAAAAACAAAUUUACUAUAUAUUUGAUAUAUUUGAGAUUUGAAAAACCUGAACUGGUGAAUUCAUUUCAGCAAUAUUUU
Episyrphus balteatus (marmalade hoverfly) is the source of this 2229-nucleotide messenger RNA. RefSeq names its product arginyl-tRNA--protein transferase 1 (gene Ate1). The transcript has 10 exons. Gene Ontology annotation, molecular function: arginyl-tRNA--protein transferase activity. The record is from RefSeq and is a predicted model, not a curated record. Gene Ontology annotation, biological process: protein arginylation. Lineage: Eukaryota; Metazoa; Arthropoda; Insecta; Diptera; Syrphidae. Bases 184 to 1767 code for a protein of 527 amino acids. Gene Ontology annotation, cellular component: cytoplasm.